Ceratotherium simum simum (southern white rhinoceros) is the source of this 2589-nucleotide messenger RNA. The record is from RefSeq and is a predicted model, not a curated record. Lineage: Eukaryota; Metazoa; Chordata; Mammalia; Perissodactyla; Rhinocerotidae.
UCUUCAGAGUUGGGAUAAUCUUGUCCAGGUUCUAAGGGACCCUCUCUUUUGCCUUGGGGAUUUCAGAACUUGUCUCAGUUGCAAAGAGCUGAAGAAUUCAAUUAUCCAGGGCUCUUUGGAGGGCAGUGAUCUAAUGAGGCCCUACCUAACCCUUUAAACCAGAGUCAACCUGCUGCCAUAUGUUCCCAUAGUGCCCUGUACUUCCUUAAUGCUAAAACAUAUCAUGCUUUAUUACAACUUUGUGUUUGAUCUCACCCCUUAAUUAAGGGAAAUAAAGGCAGUUAAGCUCAAUAAAGGCAGGGACUCCUGGUUUGUCUUUUUAACUGUCGUAUCUUCAGGGCCUCACAAGAUGCCUGGCACUUGGAAACCACUCAAUAAACUUAUUGAAAAAUGAAUGAAAGGGAAGAAGGACAUUGUAGGCAGAGGAAGCAUGAGAAGCCAAGAUGAAGAGAAGUCUUGGCGUCUGUCCUCUGCUGAGCCAAGAUGGGUGACUGGAGCGUCCUGGGAGAGUUCCUGGAAGAAGUACACAAACAUUCCACGGUGAUCGGCAAGGUCUGGCUCACAGUCCUCUUCAUAUUCCGCAUUCUGGUGCUGGGCGCGGCUGCUGAGUCAUCCUGGGGGGAUGAGCAGGAGGAUUUUCAGUGUGAUACGAUUCAGCCCGGCUGCGAGAACGUCUGCUACGACCAAGCCUUCCCCGUCGCGCACAUCCGCUAUUGGGUGCUGCAGAUCAUCUUCGUCUCCACGCCGUCUUUGUUGUACACGCUCCACGCCAUGCACACGGUGCGCAUGCAGAAGAAGCGGAAGCUACGGGAGGCGGAGAGGGCCAAAGACGUCCGGGGCGCUGGCUCUUAUGAAUACCCAGUGGCCGAAAAGGCAGAGCUGUCCUGCUGGGAGGAAGAGAAUGGAAAGAUUGUCCUCCAGGGCACGCUGCUCAACACCUAUGUCUGCAGCAUCCUGAUCCGCACCACCAUGGAGGUGGCCUUCAUUGUGGGCCAGUACCUCCUCUAUGGGAUCUUCCUGAACACCCUGCAUGUCUGCCGCAGGAGUCCUUGCCCCCACCCUGUCAACUGUUAUGUAUCCCGGCCCACAGAGAAGAAUGUCUUCAUUGUCUUUAUGCUGGCUGUGGCAGGACUGUCCCUCUUCCUCAGCCUGGCUGAACUCUACCACCUGGGCUGGAAGAAGAUCAGACAGCGAUUUGCCAAGUCACAGCAGGGCAUGGCUGAGUGCCAGCUUCCUGGCCCUUCUGCUGGAAUAGUCCAGAGCUGCACACCACCUCCUGACUUCUAUCAGUGUGUGGAGAAUGGCCCUGGGGGGAAAUUUUUCAAUCCCUUCAGUAACAAGAUGGCCUCCCAGCAGAACACAGACAACCUGGCCACAGAGCAAGUGCAAGACCAGGAGCAGAUUCCUGGGGAGGGUUUCAUUCAUAUUCGUUAUGCCCAGAAGCCUGAGGAACUCAAUGAAGUCUCCCCAGGUCAUCGCCUCCCCCGUGGUUACCAGAGCGACAAGCGUUGUCUCAGCAAGGCCAGCAGCAAGGCCAGGUCAGAUGACCUAUCGGUGUGACCCUCCAGUGUGGGGGAGCUAGGACCAGGUGGGAACAAAGGAGGCUCAGAAAGGGAAGAUAUGUCCCUUCUGACGCCAUCUUUCUCAUUCUCAUCACUGCUUUGCUCCUUUUGGGCCCUGGGUCUCAAUAACAUUGCUCAUUUAUUCCAGAAGAUAUGACCAGGGCUCUGCGAGUGCAGUCAAACACAUGGCUACCCACCCAGGCUGCUGUCCCUUCCCAUUCCUCUACCCAGUAUACUCUGUAAAGCCUUUCAGUUUACUCAUUGAACAGGGGAGAGGAAGGGAAGGGAACCAUGGCAAAUCUGGCUUGGGAUGGAUAGCCAGAGGGACAGGAUGACUCUCUACAUACUAGCCAUAUACCAAAUUGGUUCUCCAAGUCCCUAUGGCUUUCUUGACCCGAUCUCCCUUCCACCUGCAAGGAAGAGCCCAAAGUUCCUGGCCAAUAAAGAGAAUGUAUCAAGGAACUUGCAUUAGAUGUGCUCUUGAAUCUGUUGUCUUCUUGGGCCAUACUUUAGAGUUGUGGUGAGGUUGCCUUGGGCUGUCCUUGGCUACCUGUCCCUCUACCCAGUCUUACUUAAAAAGAGGUCAUUGGAACUUGACCAGCAACCUCAACUUCACAAGUGCCUUGAUCUGUACCUCUGGCAAAUGUCCCACCUUGGUGAUGUUGCAGAUUUUCCUUCUGCCAGGGUGUACAACCAGCCUAGAAGGAUGCAAGCUGCCCUAGGGAGUCACUGUGCACACAGACUCCACUGGAAUUCCUGCCACCACCUGUCAUCCUGCGGCUCUUUUACAGUUCAACCCAAUGAUAGAAACCAUCCCUUCUGUUUCUCCCUUGGCUAUUCACCCAGUGCCCUCCCAAAGACUGUAUCAACCAGAAUGCCCAAGGAGCCAUCAUCCUCUCUCAGAUCCUGACCAGAUCACAGGCCAUGGAGGCCAGUGGAAUUUCCCCAGGUCUUAUUAAAACAAAGAGGGCAUUGUGCUUCUAAGAUUCCCCUUGGGAAAAAAUAAUUCUGCUGUGAAGAAGAAAAU